Messenger RNA from Cyphomyrmex costatus, 18268 nucleotides. RefSeq lists its product as uncharacterized. The record is from RefSeq and is a predicted model, not a curated record. Gene Ontology annotation, molecular function: calcium ion binding. NCBI's taxonomy places the organism in Eukaryota, Metazoa, Arthropoda, Insecta, Hymenoptera, Formicidae.
AUGGACGAAUUAUCCUUACGAAACGAAUGUAAUCCCCAGAGGGAUUUCUCUUCGUUCGAGUACCGCGUAAGAAAACGAGCUCAAGGUAGCCCUUGCCUAUGCAACCGCGAUUAUGCAGCUGCAUACGUGGAAGUCGAUCGUCAGGUGUGGGCCCGAGUAUUUCCUUACGGCUUUACGAAUGCGAAUUGGUGUAAUCAUGACACACACAGCUCAUUUCGCAUAACGCGAUUCAAGUCGCGUCAAAAUAACGUGCGCACGCGGCGCACGUCGAACACGAAUUCUCUCUCCCACGUACGUCGACGCGACCGCGAUCGUUACCGAUUGUUGGGUAACGUGACGCGACGACCGGUGCCGCGAAACGGCUUGGUUAGCCGGAGGCCAGACGCCGGGAAAAGAAGGGCGACGCGAAGUCGACCAGCUGACCCAAUGUGGCCGGGGACAAGGAUGACCUCAGUACUCGAUGAAGUUUUAUCAGAUAACAUUAGAGCUUCCAGGAUAGAAAGGGACCUAGACGGAGUGACUACAGUCCUUUUGGUAUCGGCAAUUCCUUAUGGAAAGUCAUUACCACCGGUUGGAUUAUUAACAAAAACAGCACGGACAUUCGUGCAACAUGGUGCGAGUACCGAAUUUGCCACUCAAGUUGUGGGCACGACCUUGGAUAAUGGUCGUCUCUAUGCAAGAAUCCUAUCUACAGCCAGCAAAGUUUUCUACGACAAAAAUCCGACGCCGGAUUCGGCAAGUCCUUACGUCGUUUAUCCGUCGAAGACACCGGAAGACGAAUGGCAACUUAGACUGGCCCUUGAUAGCGUGCCGUUGAGAGCUCUUGAAACGCAGAGUGGAAAAUUCGAUACAGAAUCAAAUGAAAAGAAAAAAGAUACUGAGAAUACUUCGAAACUAGACGAACUGUCCAAAGAAAAUGAUAUAUUUAAUAAAAGAGAGCUAAAUAUGGAUACGCAGAGGUUUAAGCCAGAGAAGGUACGACCGGCCGAUAAUCUGCCUACUUAUACCGUCAAACACGAGUACGUGUCAAAUAACUUUGAUUCGUUCGAUGAUGUGCAGUCAAGAAGCUUUAGACCUCGAAUACCGAAGAUUUUUAAACCACAGCUAAAAGCUUCGUCGCAGAAGAAACUAGAUAUGAAGCCUCUCGCUACGGUAACCUACCAUGGCUUCGCGGAUUUCACGACAACAGUCGGCGAUACCGUCAUUGUCUUUUCGCCAAGCACGUCACCGGCACCCAUGGGACGUCCCGCCACCACGAUCAAAGGUGAUGCCACGCUUCGUCCGGAUGAUGGUAUUGCAGUAUUAAAGAUUCAGCCAACGACUGUGAUGGAACACGCAAGAACCAAUCGACCUUAUGAGGGGGACCGGAAGCACGGCUUGGAUGAUCAAUUUCUAAACACCAUCAAUCGCAAUAUUCAACCAAGCGUCACUGAGGAAAUUGACGUUGAAUCAUCUAAAAGAUUUACAGAACCAUUACUGCUGGUACCCGAUGUCGAAACGGGCUCAUUGAAACCAACAGGUCUUCUGAAAGUUGUUGAUUCUACUACAUCGUUAGACGGCACCACGACACAUUACAAAAGUCUCAUUUAUGGCACAUAUAUUGGCACGAAUUAUGCACAAAUAAUUCAUACAUCUUCAAACGUAUAUUUCUUCCCGGAUGAUGCCACCGUAACAUAUGGAGCUGACGACACGACUACAGAAUAUGGUAUAACUGAAACAGAAUCCGAUGACCGAGAUACUACUGUCGAAGCAUUACCUUCUACUACACCGAUGACCAUCACGACUAGCGAAGAAGAGAUGAAUGAAUUGACUACUCCGUUGAGAGGCACAACGGACAGUGUUUUAACAACAUUGAAGGACAUCUUAGAAAGUGCAAGAAGAGUAUUAGGAACGACUGAAUCGGUGCUACCGACUUUAGACGACGAAAUUCCUAAUGAUAUUGUGCCAGGAGAUCCUCAGGGUCGUAGUAUCAAAAGCGGUUCUCCUCAAAAUAAUCUUCGACCCGGACAUAAACAUGAUUCAGGCAACGUAGAAGAAAAAGUAACAUUAGUUACUAGAUUACUACCAUCUACUGUCUACAAGACAUUCACAUACUUCACAACUUUCUUCAUUCCGGGCGGUAGCGAUCAGACUACGACUUCGAUACGUUCGCGAGAAGUAGUCUCUUCUGAGGUAACGUUUUUGACAGAGUUAAUUCGACCUACUUCAACAAAACAUUUAAUUCGUCCUACUAUCUCACCAGGCUUAAAGCAGAAAACAUCAAGCUUGCCUGAUGAAACUGAAGAAGAGCAAACUACUAAACAAGAUGAAGAGAUAGAGCUCAUUUUUAAAACUUUGUACACGACAUAUACAUAUCUGACGACGUUCUUCCAAGAUAAUACAUCUAGUGUAUCUAGUCGGCAAGUUGUCGAGACUAAUGUUAUUACGCAAACCGUUGGACCAAAUGGUGUUUCUGCCAUUGUUGCCGGUCUCUUCGAUAAAGAUGAGUCUGUUCUAAUAUCGCCAACAACAACGCAAAAUAUUUUGCCAUCGGUAAUAACAAACGGUCGCACUCCCGAGAAAUUCAAUAAAGGUACUGAACUAGACGUUCCUGAUGAAACGACAGAGGGAGGUCUAACCACUUUCCAGCAGCAGGAUACUACAUUACACGAGAAUAUUCCAACAGAAUCCAUAACGACUAUUGAUGAUUUUGAAACAUCUGAUGGCUGGACCACUGAUUUAGAACCAAGCCCCACGCCAGCUAUGGCAAGCGUAGAAGUAAAGGAACAGGUGAAGACAUAUUAUACGACAUAUACGUACUUUACCACUAUCUUUGUAGACGAUGAGACGGAAAUCGAGACGCGAACCGAAGUUUUCACUAAUGUCGUCACACAGACAAUUACACCUACCAAGGUUCAAUCGAUUCCGCAGGAGACGGCUCGACCAAUGACACCGAGAUCUCAAUUUGUCGAAAAUAAGACUGGGGCCCCUCCAGAAAUUUUAGCUUAUUUAGAAGCUCUCCAACGUCAGAAAUCACAAGAAGAAGCAUUUUUAUUAGCAAAGAAAGUUCAACAAAAUAAUACUGAUCAAGUAACACAUACUGAAACUACUGAAAACAAUACUGAGAUUACAACAGAGGAACCUACCACUUUGGAAGAUCGGUCUACUACUGAGCGUCUAUUUCGUAAUUUCCAAGUAGGCGCGCAAGUAACGCCUAAUCCUCCGACUGAGGUAGAAGUUCUAGGAUCCAUGAUCACGGAUGUCGUAUCAUCUUCUAGUUCUGGUGGCGGCACUGUUCUAGAUGUGGACAAAAGAAACAUUGUUCCUGAAGAUCAGGAAUUGUCGGAGUCUAACAAUCAUGAAGUAGAACCAGCGCCGACAUUGCUUCUACAAACUAGUUAUACGACUUUCACAUACUUUACGACAAUGUACAAAGGCGAUCAAACGAAUGUCGCCAGUCGCCUGGAGACAAUUACGAACGUUGUCACGGAAACCUUAAGACCGUCUAUCGUAGUGCCAAUUCCAACUAGCACUCUCCCGGUGACAUAUUUCACGACCUUUACAUAUUGGACGACGUUCUAUAAGGGUGGUGAUACCAUAACGACUAGUCGUGAAGAAACAAUCAGUAAUGUCGUUACAUCGGGAGUCUCGCCUACACCUACAGUAGAGCUCGGUGUUAUAAUGACUUAUACGCCAACUGUGAAUCCACCGUUAGAGGAGGAAUCAGCCAACGAUGAAGAGGAGUCCAAGAUUACGGCGGAUAAUGAAGUAACACCUGUCGGCAAUGUUGGAUCUGGAAAAUCUAUCACCGAAAAUACAAAUGAACCAUUACCGAUUACAACAAAACCUGACGAUCAAAACGCCGUAAACAUUUUAUCAAUUUCACCCGAGCCUACGACAUUCUAUACAACAUUCACUUACUUCACUACAUCUUACGUCGGAAAUGAGACAAUUUUGUCUAGCAGACUGGAGACUGUAACUAGCGUAUCGAUACCAGAUAUUACGACACAACAAGCAACCGGUCGUGCUAUCGGUGGACCUGUGUAUCCGUCAAUUCAGACAAUAAAUACCGAUGAUAAAACCGUGACACCGUCUAAGGUGUCCGAAACUUUCAAAACAGGUUUGAUUUCGACAAUACGUUCGAGUGAAAUACAUGAAGAUAUUACAACUCACUACACGACGGAUGUAUACGGUACUUACAUAGAUGGAUAUUACGCACGAGUGGAAAAGAGUUCGACGAGAGUAGAAACACCGCCAUUACCUUCUUCGUCGAUAGCUACGCCGGUACUCCCUACAGGAGUUUUAUCUUUAAACAGAGGAAGCGUAGUAGAUGCUGAUGAAAUCACCACUGUUUACUUUACGACUAAACAAAUUGGUACGCUUUUCGAGGGUACUUACGCUAAAGUGAUUGAAAGUACAUCAAGCACGAAAAUAGACGAGGAAAGAAAAGCAAGCAUUCCACCGACUCAUGGCCAUCGAACUGGCCUGGUACGUUUAAUUCAGGGUCAAAUGGAGAACAACUAUACCACCACGUUUUAUCAAUCAAAAGUAAUUGGUACCAGUAUUGAGGGAAGAUAUGCUCAGAUUAUUGAAAGUACUUCUAGUUUCUUUGUACCGAGCUCUACAAGGAACAUCGCGCCGACUUCUACUCUACCUCCAAGUCAAUCGACAGGUAUCCAGGAAAUAUCACCUUCUCCCGCUGUUAUUCAAUCUUCCGAAGAUCAUUCAGAAUCUUCUGAUCAAGACGAGGAUUCCGAUCAAAAUGAAGAAGACGACGAAGAAGACGAGGAAGAUGACGACGGGCAAAGUUCUAAAAAGAAAUCACGAUUGACAUUCUCGACAAGAAAAAGAACUUUCACGCCAGUCAUCAGGCCGUUUGCCUCCAGGAACAGGCCGACUUUUAAUCCAAAACGCAAAGGCGCGCAAGCCGCGACGACUAUUACUAGAACGGAUAUAACCCCGACGAUAACUGCUACUUUAGCUGGCAAGAGUAAUAGGUUUGCAUCAUCGCGGGGUCGCGUCACUUCGCCGAUUGGACCGUACUCUUCAACGUUAUCUCCGUCAGGUUCCAGAAGAUUUUCGGGCAGACGCGGAUCCGCCACUAUUUCGAGUUCGACGUUUCCAGCGGGCAGUACCCGAGGUAGAGCACCAUCUAGAAUAACUCCGUCGUCUGUGUUUCAAAGCAACAGACGUGGUCCUACGUCUGUGAGAGGAUCCUCUGCUAGGAUUGCAACUCGUGCUUCAAGUUCUGCAUUUCCCGGUGCUUCAUCAAGAUUUCGUGCAGGUAUCAGACCAUCAUCAACGUUAUCAAGAGGACAACCUACCGUCAGACACGAUGAUCAAGAAAAUGACGCCAAUGAGUUCACCACAACUACGCUCGUAACGGAUGAAACACCGUUUACAGAAUACGUCGACGGUGAAACUGUCACCACUCCUCUACAAACUACGACAGAAUCAUCUAGGAGAUCUACGAAUCCACUCUUAAGAUUCCGCAGACCCAUUAAUUUAAAUAGCAACGGCAGAUCGGUGACUACUUCAAGACCACCAACGACUACAACUCCAAGACGAUCGGGAAAUUUAAAUAGACUGAGCGCGCCAACAGUUCCUAGAGUAACUAAUGGAAGAACAAAUACCAGAGCAACUCCUCCGGUAUCUACGAGAACACGACCGAGUAAUACAGGUCUGUUCCCACCACGUGGAUUUCUUGGUAGGAAGCAAGAAGUAACUACUGAAGAAUCGAUCGAGUCCAGUGAGGAACAAAAUGAAGGCAACGAAGGUUUGGAAGACGAACCCGUUGAGGAAAUAUCAGACAAUGAUUAUGAAGGAUCUGAACAUGAAGACAAAAGAUCUAACGUCAAUGUAAAUCGUCGUUCCGGAAAAGCUGUUGGACCCGUCGUACAAAUUAGACCUUUCGGAGCAAGAACAAGAAGAAUUCGUCGUCAGGCUAGUCAGCUUAGAGCAUACAGUAGUCGUUUCCGUAGACCCGCUCCAUUCUCUUCUGUAAAAGCGGACGAAAGAUCUGAUUCAUUAGACACCACAGCAAAUGAAGACAUUAUAAAAACAGCACCAAAACCUUCCGCUCGUUAUAAUAAUCGUGCGCGAAGUUUAUCGCCUCUACAACCACAGAAGUUAUCUAAUCCCGAUCAAACGGCAGAAACAUCAGAGUUAUCGAGUCAGCAGAGUACUAGAACUAGAUCAAAACAAUCUAAUGGAAAUAGAAAUGGAUCUGUCAGAAUAAAACCGUCUUCGGCCUCAAAUAAUGGAAGACAAUUUACAUUAAGAGAAAAAGAUACCUCUUCAAACAGAUCGGGAUAUAAGAGACCGAUUUCCUCUUCCAGAACGAAUAGUAGAUCUACUACUAAAUCUGACAACGGAAGAGUAAGACCACCGAGAUUACGAAAUGGAUCUUCCAAACCAACAGAAUCUUCAAUAAAUUCUCGAAGAAUAUCAUCGUCUCGUUCAAGAUCAUCAAACGGAAGAAAUGGAAACAGAAGAGUUCCUACAAGGACUAGAGGAACUUUUGAGGAUAUUCGAGAAGCGCCUACCGUAUAUCCAAAUGUCGACGGCACUAUAACUGUGACGCAUUAUGUACCAACGGAAGUAACGAUUCCUGUUGUGAACAAUGGCGUUACGGAACAUCGAAAUAUUAUAACACAGCAACCAAGCACUGAAAUCCUCGGACCUUCUCAAUAUAGCACAGUAACAGCUGGAGACGGGAAGCCGCUCGUAAUAAUUGUUAGCGAAGUGACGGGUACCAAUAAUCAAGGCCAGGCCGAGGUCACACGAUUUUUGCUGCACGAGACACCCACUACUCGUAUCUCGCACACCCUCACAAGUCUCGGUGGCCGUCGCGUCUCUCAAUCAGUUAUUAUACCUACGACGGUGUUCUCUGUGGAGAACAUAGUUUCUACGGUACAGCCUUCCUUGCCCGGCAACGCUCCCCUUGCCAAUAUUCUUCUCUCACAAUUACUUCUGGGUCAAUUAGGUCAACCGAAUUCUUUGUUAUCCCAAGCCACACCCACUACGCAGUAUAAUACACGCACUACCUCCUACGUCACUACAAUAACAAAACAUCAGAGCACUAUCAUUCCUCUCACCUUCCGCGGCAAGGAGAUUCUGACGACUCUAGUCGACUCCUCGACUAAUGUCGUUACUGCAACGGAAUUUAUAACGGACACCGUUGUAGUGACUCCAACGGCUGCGAUACCGGCGGCCAACAUAAAUUCCCUUUUGUUGUUACUCCAACAACCACAGACGCAGCCGCAGAAUCCCAAUCCGUUGUUGGAUCCUCUGUUCGCGGCUGCUCCAUUUACACAGAGUAAUACCUUACCGGGAGAAGUCGAGAGUAGACAUCAGCCGGUCGAUUCUGAUUAUAAACAUGAUAACUACGAGUAUUAUGAGGAUGAAACAGAAGAAUACCAAAAAUCUAGAUCACGUGGGCGUAAAUUGAACGAAAAGAAAAAAGAAUCCAAGGCUUCUGCAGCUACAAAGGCUGAAUCUAGCGUGGUGACGCUCUACGUUUCCGGCCGCAGACCCGGAGAAUUCAGCACUGUUCUGAGUACCGUAAAAGUCGGCGAUUCCGCCACUGUAUCUAGAAGACGAAGAGAAACUUUGGAAGGAGUUGUCGAAGUCCGACCUUCCAUACCACCGUCAUUGCAUGCUGGACCGGUGGCCGUUGCCAUUUUGGCGGGAAGUGAAGAUCCUAUCGACCACGCACCAACACAAAGUCUUGAGAGCGUAGUGGAAUGGCCUGGAACAAUCGCCUUUGCAGGUAAUCUCUAUGCUGAAUCGGUGCAAUAUGGAAGUAGGAAUAUUGAUCGCAGGAGAGAAGACAUUGUUAAUACAUGGUCCACAAACGAGGAUUAUAUAAACAAUGGAAAGAUCGACGAUGAUGACGAAAUCUUUGAGGAAACACCACGAAAACGUGUUCGAAUUCGAGUACCCGUGGUGCGUAGCAGAAUUGCUAGACAACAUAAGUUUACGGUCGUCAGGCGCAGACCCUUGACACCUCGCACCAAAGAUAUUGCGUACAUUACGUCUACCACGCAUACACCACGAAGAAUCGUGGUGACGCGUGUCAGAACUGUUGGAUCGGGAAACUCGAUUUAUCCGACUGACAUUCCGAUAGACUAUGGAAAUUACCAACCUACUGGUUUUGGAAAACAUAAAGUAACUAUAACCAGACGUAGGAAACUUCAAUCUACGCCGACGUUGACUAAAAAUAAAGUCAGAGUAACCAGAAGAAAAUUAGUCGCAGUGCGUCCGAUAUUUCCAACAUCGACUCUUGCCAUUAUCACUACUGGAUUUUUCACCGCGCCUUCUUCCGAAUAUGAAGAAUAUUCAGAUGAAGAAGACGAGAAAGAGUAUGAGAGUGAAAUUGUUAGAGAAAAAGAUAAUUCUGUCGUUACGCCCAGUCUCGAAGAGACACCGAAUAUUAUUGAUAAUAAACCAGACGAGGAAGCGAGUCCUGUGUCGUCGGAUAGCAGCUAUGCUAUAGUCAAAGAAAGCACAUUAAACACGCCAGUGAUUAUUACCGACAAUUUCUUUUUCCCUCCGUCUGACGAGGAAGAUGAAAAGUACGAAGGUGAUGACACGACUACUACAACUGAAAAUGUAAAUAAAGUCACGAUUUUAAUGAAAGAUGAGCAUCCCACAAUUUCUCCUAAGGAUGAAGAUAAUAUUGUACCUAAUAAAAGUGAUAUUGAGAUGCAGCCAGACAAUAUUACGACGACACCAAUCAGUCAAACAUCAGCAGAACCGUCGGAAGAGCAAACAAUAAAAGCGCCUGAGGAAUCUGACAAUGCAUCGAUAAAUAUAACGGAAUCGAUCAUUUUGGAAGACGUUAAUAAUACAGAGAUAUCAACGAAAACCGUUGUAUUAAAUGAAUAUGUACCGACUACUGAACUUACCGUUAAAAAAGAUGGUAACGAUAAAUUUGUAGCAAAAGAACGAACUACCACCAUUGCCACUCUUGAAGAGCAAACAACUUUUAUGGAAGACGUCACUACAUUAAACGUGCCCGAUGAAUCUACGAGCCUUCCCGAUAAAGAAAACAUCACGACGGAAGAAAUUACAUCAGUUACUGAGACGAUAAUGCUCGGUAAAGAAAGUAAAGGGCAAAAAUCAACCGAAGCUAUUGAAGAUACUACAGAACGCAGCGUGAUGCCAAAAACGAUCAGUGAGGGCUCAGAAGAAAAUCUAACAGUUCAACCUCUCCAACCGGAUGUCAUAAUUGACUCUAAUUCAACCCAGAUUUCUCUAAUCGGAACGGUUCCAUCUGAUACUAUCGUAAUAGCACCGAGCUUCGAGAGCGUUAUACCGCUCGAGACUACGAAGUCAUCGAUACGCGACACCGAUACGUCCAAUCAUCUUGAUGAUUCGUACAUACCCAGCGUGAUACCUCUCAGCGCAAAUUACACCCGCGAGACAAUCCCCGCGACGAAAGUCACGAGCGAGAUUACGCCGGAGGAGAUCGAGGCCGGACUAGCGGAUGAUCUUUACUUGUCAUUAUCUCGCCUCGAUUUCCCCGAGAUCUUACCGUCAAAAUCAACCACGGUCAAUCUAGAGACUAAACCCACGCCGGAUCUCGCACUGGAGCCUAGCACGAGCGUAUAUUAUACGGAGACGGUAGUGACGUCGACGCGACUAAGGACGUAUACAUACGUGGUGACGCAACUUAACGGACUGGAGACCAAAGUGACGUCAUCGACGACCGUACGACCGAGAGUGACGACACUUACGUUGACGGUGCCCGUCACGGUGACUGUCACUCCUACCGUGGAGUCGUCAGCCGGCUUCGUAUCAUCUGUGUAUAAUCCAGUACCCGUUGUCGGAGAGUACGAGGCGAAGGAUGAGGAAGAAGGGCGCAGAUUUAAUUUAGCGACCCGUGUAAUGUCAAAUGGCGUAGAAGUCAUUGUCGCCGGACCGACUCCGGCUCUACGAUGGGAAAAUUCGAAUCCUCAACCUACCCUCACUUUGUCAGAAGCAGUGGUCAUGCUUCUGCCGCAGGAUAAGCCGAACGAGUUUGUCACGAAGACUUGCACAACAACUUUCACGUAUCUCAGCACAAUUACCAAGGAUGGAACGACUACCGUUUCAACGGAGCAGCAGGUGGUAGCGAAUACAGCAACAGAGGAACGACACAGGAAACCUGGCUCUGAAACAGCAGCUGUGACUCUGGAUGCAUCCCCGACUUUACGCACCGAAGUAUUUAAAACGACGUACACAUAUUUGGCUUUAAACACAGAUCAUCCGGAUGUGAAUGACGCCUUAGAAAGUAGCACGAGAGUCAUAACGAACACGGUUACCGCGCCGCAACAUUACCUAGACAUGAUUCUCGAGCCAUCAGAAGCUCCGCGACCGGAAACCAAUACAUACCUCAGUACCACAGUAUUGGAAAAAACGUUUAUGGAAGAAGGUCGAACAAAAAUAGAGACGGUCAGCGACACGAUUACUCAGCUCAUAGUAACGGAAUCAGCACCUCCGCCGCGACCAACCAGUGUCACAACUACCCUAACUGCCUUGGAUAACACCGACAGUAGCGUGACGGAUAUGACUAAAACAUAUUACAUCACAUACACAUAUUUCAAUACAUUUUUGGAGAAAGGUAGCACGGUAGUUCGUACAAAUGUAGCUACAUCGACUGACGUGGUAUUGGAGAAAGUGCCGGUGCGAAAAACAACCAUGAAAACCGCUCCGGUUAAUCCUACCCCGGAGCCUAUACAGAUCUUCGCUACUAAAACAUACCUUACCACGUUUACUUACUUUACGACAUUACUGCAGGCUGGCCCAGAUGGCGAAACAUCAACAACUGUGACGUCUCGUUCACAUAUCGUUGAAAAUGUCGUAACGGAAUCAAUAGCUCCGAGUUUAUUAGACGCCGGAUAUAUGAAUGCCCUAUUGACGACCGCGCAUCAUUCUGAUCCGGUGAAAAACGUCGUCACGGGUUCGACCAUUAUCUUCUUCGACGAUGAAGAUCAGAUCGAUCCAACCGCGACCUCAAAUCUCCCACAAUCAACCUCUAUUAUAGAUACAAAAAAGCACGAGAAAAGUGCCACGAACAACUCGACAACUACAAUAUCAACGGAAAUGUCAUCGGAGGACACUAACUCUGAUAUAAAGCUAGCAGAUUCAAUUAAUAAACAGGAUAAUAAUGGUACGAUAUCAAGCGAUGUAUCACAAAAUAAGAAGCCAAAUUCUCAAUCCGGGGACGAUGGUUCAGUUAGCAAACCUCUUCUUAGUCUGGGUUCUCUAGGAAUAAAUAGUUUAUCCGCUCUGGGACCGGUAAUCACAGCAAUGGCCGGAUUAUUACAAGGUAAAACUGCGGCUACUCGUAGAAACGAUAGCGUUCCUAUCGCAGAAAUUCAAGAAGUCACAACACAACGGUCCCCUAUCUACAUACCUGUCGCAGAAUUUGCUGAUGGUGAUAUAGAAACCGCUGAAAGCCAACAUAUCGCUGCUCAUCUGGCGAAUCUCAAUCAUAAUUACAUUGCCGAAACGCGCCACAAGGUGACCAGUAGUCUUGCCGAUGGUAUACCGAUAUCUCCGGGUGAAAUAAUUACCGCAAAUAGCGAUGUUAUUAUAGGAAAACCUGGUAAAAUGGCGCCGAGACCGCCGCAGACGCUUUUAAAGAACGAAGAGCACAUUGGUAUGAAACCACCACCAUUACCGGUACCGAAUAUCCCAGUACAUCCGGUAUUAGAAGUGCUGGAGGACGACGACGAUGUACAAACUCAACAAACUGCGCAAGAUGCGCAAAUACAAAUUUUGCCAGCACAUCAGGUUUACGAGGAACAUCUGAAAGUACCGGUUUCCAUUCCUCUCGAUACAAAUCAUCCAACAGCUCCUAAACAGUCUCAAAAGUUGCCUCCCGUUCAAUCAUCACCGCCUAAAAGAAUCGCAUCAAAACAAGAUAUCUUGGAGAAUGAUCCUUUACUUAAACCACCUAACAGACCAAAUGUAGAACAGUAUGCAAAUCCUAACGUGAACCCUAAAAUUCCAGAGUGGAAUCCGGAGAAAUAUAGAAGACCAUGGAGCGCUAAAGAUCCCUUAACACCACCUGCAAGACAUGAUGAAAUUCAUCCAGACAAACUUAUCGAAAAACCACGUCCGACUUCAGUCAUAUUAUCUUCAGAAGAACAGAAACGACCGCCGUGGGCACAAAAAGAUCCUCUAUUACCGGACAGUUCUAUCAUUAUACUGAGCUCAGAGUCAAAACCGAUUUCUACCGAACCGAUAGUCCAUCAGGUCCCACACGUUAUUGAUAGAUCAACGGGGCAACCUUUAUUAGUCAAUAUCCAACCUAGUCAAGUAGCUAAUGUCGUAAUUCCUCAAGGCGGCACGCAAGCUCUAAUAUUUGGAGAUACUAAUGAACCUCAUAUAAGUGGUCAAUAUUUCGACGAUCCAUCACCUUAUCCAGAACCUGAAGUUGGACCAGGUUUUAUGGGUAUCCAAAAGGUUGAAGAGUUAUCUCAAUAUUCAAGCGAGAAAAAUCCAGCUUAUUACAUGGUUCCUCCAUCACCAUCUACUAACUUUAAAGUUUCUUCACCGAAACCAGGUUUUUCCAGUCGUCCGUAUGCUGUUUUGUUAUCACCUGUACGUGAGAGACCGUUAGAAGUGCCAGAGGCAUCUGUAUUGAGACCCGAUAAGAGACCAUCCGAGAUCCAUUUGAUCAAACGACCCGAUGGAUCCGGAGGUUCCGGUCAAGGCCACGUUCAUACAGAAAUUCUUGUACAUCACAAGCCGGAGACAAUAAAUGUUCGACACCCUGCUACUCAUCCGUCUGUCCAUUCUCAUGUACAUUCAGUUCACCAAUCGCCAGUGCGCGGUCACUUUUCGAAUGGUCAAACUCCGAUGGACCAAGUUCCGCCGAGGCGAGUGGAAGUCACACCGACCGAAGUUCCACAUCGUUAUAUAUUUCUAGGGAAACCAGAUUCUGGAAACGAGGUAACUUUAGGUACCAAUUGGAAAUCCGACAAGAAGCCAAUUAGAUUUGCUCUAAAUAAUCGACCGAGGCCGCGACCAAGACCGACGACCAAUCGGCCUUUAGAUAGACACGUCUUUGUGGAACGACCUACUGGAUAUCCACCGAUUAGGAAACCAACGUAUUCAGGGCCACAGAGACCUCCAAUAAAAACACACAACACCAUUAUGUUACCACAUCGUCCACCAAUAAGUCCUCAGUCUCAUCAGGAACCUACUCGGAUUACCCCUAAUGUAUUCACUCUUCAAAUUGACAAUCAAAACAGACCGCCGCAUAUUUACCUAGAUAAGACAAAUGUAGGUAAUAUUACGCCACCAAAUUUGCCAAUUGACAAUAAACAAAGCGAUAACGUGCCCACUGGUGCAAUAGAAUACCACAAUCCUUUACAUCCAAAUCCAAUAUCAGAAGAAAAUAAGCAUUCUCAAGUAUCGUCUACAAAUACGCAGCAUGUAUUGCCAGGAGAUCAUUUUGAAAAAUGGCAGACUAAUACACAUACAGAUCAGACGCAAUUGGAUUCUGACAUCAGUGCCUCGGAGUAUAUUAAUUAUCAAAAUCGGUAUCAUGGAAAAGGAAAUAGAAGCCAAGAAACCGAUGAUCAGAACAAAAAAGACACAAUGGAUUCCCAAAGCUUCAAUCAAACUUUAACAUCUCAAACUUUAUAUGGACCAGUUGUUUCCAUCAAUACGGUUGUAGGCAAACCGCUGGAAGUCGAGCAAGAACAAGAUGUAAUUUACGAACACGAAACAGGUGGGAAGCCAUUAUUGCAAGUGCCUCAUGGUACCGAUCCUUACAAUACGAGACCUUACGAAUUGCCCGUAGUACAAGGCAAACCUUUUGGUGUUUACAAUGGUCACAUCGAUCCGACUACUCCUUACGGCUACAAACCCGAUUACGAAAUAGUUCACGGUAUACCUGCUCCUCAUAAUGAAGAUGCAAGACCAGUUACGACCAAGACGCAAGGUGGACAAGUUACAACGAUAAAUUCACUUGAACGUGACGAUACCAUUGAUCUGAAACCACCGGCAAUUAUACCUCAAUUCGGUGUUGAAGUAGAUAGACCUGGAAGACCGUUCUCUAGACCGAUUAGGCCUGAUUUAAGACCCAGUCUAACCCGAAUUAAACCAGAAAUAUUAACAAAACCGCCAAUUAAAUUAGAAGUUAGACCCGAUUACUCUGUACGACAUCCGGAGAAAAUCAAACCAAAUAAUGCGGAAAUUUUUGUCAAUCAAACAUUGAAUCAUGGAAUAAAAAUAAAUCAUAAUCUUCAGAAUUGGGACGCAGAUGUAGCAGUCUCCAAUAUUGUGAAAUCUCAACAGAAAACAGUUGAAAAUAGAAAUAAUACUACAUCUCGUCCAAUUAUGAUCGCUAAUAAACGUCCGAAUAUUGUUCGACCAGAGCAUGGAACAUUCACGAGAGUGCAUCCAGAAUAUCCUCAUAUCUUGACAAAACCGAAACCUAAAGUGCCGGAGCCAGUAAUCAUUUCGAGCGGCAUUGCGGGACUGGAAACACAUGGUCGUCCAAACGUCAAGUUUUCCAUGUCGGUUGAGGCUACGGGCGAAGAGAUGGAUAGUAAAACGCAAACCGAACGACCGCCCAGUAUGCUAAUUACGAAACAUAAUCUACCACAGAAUAAAAAGAAUGAUGAAAUUUUGGACACAGCUUACCAAACAAACUUUGCUUCUUCGGAUUCUCAAAGCGAGCAGGGCAAAAUCAAGGACGUUCCUUCUAGAAACAUGAUGCCACCACCCUUAAACGGGGGAAUCGGAUCAAACCAAUCGAAGAAAAAAGAGCAAGAAGGACUUAAACCACCGCCACCACCGUCAAGUGAUGUGCUUGGAAUGUCACCACCACCGGUAGACAUUACUACCACUCAUAUACCCGUAGACGAUAGAUUUGCCUUAAUGACGACCGACGAAUCAGGUUUAAAGCCGCCAAAAUAUAUACCAUUAAAAGAAUCGACAACAGUUGCACCGCCUAACACAAAUAUGGUUCCACCUAGUCCAAGACCAUCACUUACAAGACCUUUCCUCGUAGAAUUACUGUCACAGGACAUGGUGCCACCACCAGUAUUGACAACUACCAGACCGCUCGAGAUCGCUACUGUGAGACCAGCUGUCGCAGUUUCUGGUUCUAUACAAAUAGCCACUGCCGUCGCGACGUCUCAUAUUCCAGUAAUCCAGGAUAUUGAAUCGAAAAUUCCAAUUAUUCACGGUACUGUUGACCUACCAGUCGUAGUUGAUGUCGCUGAGAUCCUCAGACCUGUAGAAACGCGAAUGAGCGAACAUGUUAGCGUUUACACCGUGCGACCGUUUGAUACAAGACACGUGUCUAGAAUUGCCAUUCAAUCGACAUCGACGUUGACGACAAAUAUAAUAAUACCGACAAAAUUGCGGCCACCUCAAGUAGAUCAUAUUCAGCCAAGUAAAUCGUCAACAAUCCACCGCAAUGUCAAUCCGACGAGAUCAUACAUUUUAGACAUUCCACCAAAUCCUGUUAAGCGACCUGAGCAUCCGAUAUUCUUAGAAUCUAGCCGCGAAAGCAUCGUACCGUCGACAAGAUUGGAACCUACCGAGUCUUUAACAUUCAUCAUAGAAACAGAAAAGAAACAGCAUUCGACGAUACCGAAUGUCAAGACACAAAAACCGCAAAUAAUCGAAUACAGCAUCGUGAAUAAAACGGCGAAUAAAGAGUCAUCCAUAAUCGUGACUAGAGUUGAUAGUUCAAUCAGUAAAGUAACAAAAACGUUGAUACCAACACCAGGCAAUAAGACGCGUCCCGAGGCAAGCAACUCGGAUACACAAUUUACGAAGAACAUUAUAAAGGCGACCAGUGCCAUUGUCAAGGAUCAAUCCAAUGCUACUAUUCGCACAACGCCAAAAGAGGUGACAAGAUUCAAAACUUCAACGGUAACGAGAACUAAAACAUCGGUAUUGGGUUCGCCGCCAACGACGAGGACACUUUUACUAACGCACACAAUGACCACGACGACUGUUGAGACUGUGACGGAAACAUUACUGCGUCCGACAAGCGUAGUGUCUACGGUAACUUCGACAAUUUUACAAUCGAUUGUUACCAGAAUACCUUCGUUGUACGACAACGUAGCGGAUAAUGACUCCAUAUUUGUCGUGAUGAGCGAUCAGAAACCACCUGUGUCCGGAGGAGAAGAGGUACUGAUUCAUGAAAUAAAUAUUUACUUAAAUAAGCAUAUUUUGCUUAAAUUUUAGGUGGAGGCUGAAUAUGGAGAAGAAAUUUCUCGCGAUGAGCAAGAUCUAAUGGGUAAUGAGAUCCAUAGAGUACUGACUGGUGGAAUACUCGGUGCGCCGAUAGUACCUCUUACGCCAACUGCGAAUCAAUGCAUACCGGAGUGUAAAUCGUCGAAAUCUGAAAUAUGUGCCGAAGUAGGAACCGAGAUGAGGUGCGUUUGUCGACCAGGAUUCUCGAGAAUGUUCCUGGAUCGUCCUUGCAAACCAACUUAUACAUACACACUGCGCGUUGGUUUGGAUCGUAUCGGUCAUGAAUUUGUGGCAUAUGACACUGCCUUAAAUGAUUCUACAUCGGCAACUUACAAACGUUUGAUAGUUCCGACGAAGGAAGCUUUGGAUAGAACUUUAAUGCAGAGUGACUUAAGAGAUGUGUACAGAGGCCUCGAAAUUGCUGGAUUUAUUCCGGAUCCUACAAAGGUCGAGUUUCACGUGCAGCUAAGCGAUAACGCUAAUGAAACCAAAUUGAAAGAAGUCCUUCGAAAAUACUUAGUUGGAAGCAAUUACAGCUUAGGUGGCACAGAGGUCUAUGCUUCAAAGAACCUUGAUUCGAUCGAAGCGACCGAUUUUGAUGAAUGCGCUUCAAGCGGUCCGCAUCAUGACUGUUCACCCCAUGCAGCAUGCUUCAAUUUACGAGGAUCUUAUCAAUGUUCUUGUAGAGAAGGCUGGGCUGAUUUAUCAGAAAAUUCAGCGUAUCCCGGACGGGUAUGCUCGCAAGCUCCAUUGGGAUGCACUGGCUGCAACAACAAAGGUCAUUGCGUUACCAACUCUCUCGGUCAAGACGUUUGCGAGUGCUUCCCUUGGCACAGUGGUCAACGAUGUCAAGUUAAUCUUAAAGUUUUAUUGAUAGCUCUAGUGACGACCGGCGCGAUAUUGCUGGGUCUCCUAGCAAUCUGUGUGGGAAUGACGUGCUUCCGUCGCCCAGGACGUGAUCGGAAAACCGGUGAUAGACGAGCCAUGAUCCCUGGAACAGGUGGUGAUACCAGCAGCGAGGGUAGCGUCACUGACUUGGCGAUACCGCAUCACGUACCGCACGUUUUGCCACCGCCGCCGCAAAUGAUAGCUCCCUUGCCGCCGAACAAACGACCUAUUCGUAAGAUCAGCGCGAAACCUCGUCAUCCACCUAGAAAAGCUACUAUGGUGCCUGCAACCGCGAUACCAGUCAACGACGAUCAGCGUGAUCGUUCCUUGACAGUUAUGAUUCCACGCGCGAAAUAUCGAUCGGUGCCGCAAUCACCACAAAAUUACAAUAAGACCGUCAUGAGUACAUUUGCUGCGGAGGAACAUAAACUUAUAAACUAUCUCGACAAUGGCACGAGCUCUCCUGCCAAUAGAAAACAAAGUAUAUCUAGCGCGAAAGACUGCAAGGAAACUGAUUUGCAAGGCACGAGGAACCCAAUGGCACCCACGGGUGCUCUUGUGAGUGCUGGUUUUCAGGUAUCGGCGACGGUGACCCGUACAGUGGAUGCCGAAUCCACCUUGGCACGUUCAUGCGGUGAAACCACUGUGGAAACAGCAACGAAGGUACUGAGGAGCGGAGAUCUUCAGGUUGAUCUCGACUCGACUCUAGCUCGCUCAUGCGGCGAGACAACAAUCCAAGCUCCGACGAAACUUCUUCGAUUGGAUCUAGGCGAGGCUGGUUCUACUCUGGCGAGAUCGUGCGGCGAAACGACGAUCCAACCGCCGACAAAAGUCGCCGCUACCCGAAGAAACAGCAAGGACAUUAGAGAUAACAGGGAUACCAGAGACAGCGCCAGUGAGGGUCACACCAUGGCUGAGCGCGAUUUAGGAAGUACACUGAGACUUCCGGCGCAACACCCGCCAUUAUACAGUCCGGAUAGGACUAGCGAUCGAGAAUCUAAUUUCGAUUCGCUAUAGACGCUCAAACAAGAACGAGUCACGACGUAUGGGAAGAUUGAUUGCGAACGAAGCCGCUGGACGGUAUUCUCCGUAGAUUUAUGAAUCAUUGUAUGUCGAAAUAAUUGAAAUCUGCUGCUAUCAAAAUAGGCGAAGCAACAUAUUUCAUUUUAUGAUAUUGAUUUAUUUA